UCGGUAAACAGCAGAAACCGGUAAAUGUGGGCGGGCCAGCAGUCAAACAUGAAGGUUCUAGGCAAAGACGAGCUGCAGGUCGCUGAACAAGUUCUGCUCCAACACUUACCGAAGAGCUACAAGGUCUACGGUUUCAUCCAUGGUAUCAACAGGAACAAACCAACUACACAGCAGGUGGUCGCUGAUUCGUGGCCUGAUUUUAAAGUCAUUAUUUGUCGACCUGACCCCAUGAAAUGUACCAUAACUAACCAAAUGACCAUGGAGCUGACGGAGGAUCAGCUGAAAGUGGCUGAAAUCGAACUGGAAAAAUACUUACCUCGAUCCCAGCAGAUGUACGGGUUUGUGGUCCUCAGAAACAGAGUCAAAUCAGACCCAGCGCAGAUUUUUGUGGACAAGUGGCCACACUUCAGUGUCGUUUUCUGCAAACCAUUUUGUAAACAGGAAAAUGAUCCUUUCAGAAUCAUAUUUGUCUUUGCAACCAAUGAAGCUGUUCUGGAGGAAACCAUAAGGAAGUCUUCUCUUAUUGACUGGACCACGUAUUUUGGUCUUGGAAUCAACAAUUCCCACAUGGAGAUAUUCAAAAAAAUGGUAUCGGAGAAAAAUGUGCCCUGCAGGAAAAUAUCAGUGUGUCAUCGGAUGAGACUGGAAGACAUAUCCAAGCUUCCCCCUAUAGACAGCUCAGGGAUCUCGCUAAGCUCCCUGGAUGAAUCACACAUUGGUUUGGUAUCCCAGACAUGGAAGUUUGUCGAGCACGAAGGAGCUGAUGGGAUGAUCCACAGGAUGAUUUCAAACUUUCCCUCCUGCUGCGUGCUGGAUGCUGACGGACGGCCCGUGUCGUGGAUCCUGACCUAUAACUCGUGCGCCAUGGGAAUGUUGUACACUCUGCUGGAGCACCGAGGGAAAGGCUAUGCCAAAGUCCUGAUUAGCAGCAUGGCCAAGAGACACCAUGCUCUGGGCCUCCCAGUGUACUGCUUCAUAGAGGAGGAGAACACGACCUCUUACAGGCUCUUUACAAACCUGGGCUUUACUGAAGAUCCCUCAUACAGGAAAGCCUGGUUUGAAUUCAAUUGAUUUUAAAUAUUCGAUGAAAGUAACAUUUUGUGCCAAAGAUCCCAGAAUAAUACGUUAUGGUUCGAGUCUGAGCUCAUUUAACCUGCCUUUGUAACAUAAAAAAUAGAAGAGCUGAAACGGAAAUGCAAGUCAGAAAUUUGGUUGAAAUGUUCUUGAUUGGUUGUUAUUGUAGGAGCAAGUUAUAUUUUUGGUGAAGGUCCUUGCAGAUCAUUCCAUGCACAUCUCAUCUCUUUUCUGGCAGUGUGCUGGAAGCAUGACUGGCUCUGAAAUGAACACAAAAUCUUAAUGUGAAUUAUGGGCAUUUAAAAAUACACUGUUCAAUUCUUAUUGUUUAUUACUGUGGCUAGUCUGAUUCUAUAUGUAAAAUAAAUAAAAUCUUUUGGUAUCAUAUUUGGAGUUUUAACCCUUUGAUGCACAACAUGGGUCAAAAGUGACCUGUAUUCAAUGGAAAAGUGGUAUCUCUUGACCCAUGUUGUGCAUCAAAGGGUUAAGGGACAUUACUAAGUAUUUAUACAAUUAACAAUUUGAUCUAUAAAAAUCUAAAUAUAAGAAGAACUUGAUAUGCUGAGACUGCUACUUCAUUAAUCCAUCCUCAGUUUGAUUUUAAGUUCCUGUUGUAUCACUAAAUCAAUAGUCAACAUUUCAGUCUGGCUAGUUUGUAACAGCAAAUACUACAACACUAUGAAAAUCUGUUCAUUCACUUAUUUCUAAAUAAAAUAUAACCUGAUAUAACUUUGGAAAGAGUAAAUAAACCUGUUGUCACUUC
Messenger RNA from Amphiprion ocellaris (clown anemonefish), 1837 nucleotides. RefSeq lists its product as uncharacterized. Gene Ontology annotation, molecular function: glycine N-acyltransferase activity. The transcript has 7 exons. Lineage: Eukaryota; Metazoa; Chordata; Actinopteri; Pomacentridae. The record is from RefSeq and is a predicted model, not a curated record. The coding region runs from base 25 to 1071 and encodes 348 amino acids. Gene Ontology annotation, cellular component: mitochondrion.